GCUGUGGCCGAGCCUACGCGAUUUCACUUUUUGCUCGCUCUUUUUUCGCCGUGUUGCCCUUCCCUCUCAUCCUUCUCGUGUCUCUUUUCUCUCCCCAUCGUUGCCAAUUGGUGGCCAGUCCUCCCGCCUGGGAACUCAAUCUUCGUCCGACCUUUGCUUCUUCCUUUUGUCGAUUGCGGCUGUGAAAAAGUCCCAUUGAUGUGCUGGACCUGCAUGGGAGAGGGUGGCCGGGAGAGUUUAUGGAAAUCGUCAUUGCUUAGGUACACGCCAAAGUAUGAUAGUGGUGACAGAACUCCCAGCCGGGCCAGCCACGGGGCUUCGUGUGUCUGCUCAGAACUUGAGAACAGACAAUCGGGGCCUACAGCAGUAAAAAGAGACCAGCUUCAGCUUCAGCCAAGCCUCCCCAACUAG
Molecule: messenger RNA, 411 nt
Organism: Colletotrichum tamarilloi
Lineage: Eukaryota; Fungi; Ascomycota; Sordariomycetes; Glomerellales; Glomerellaceae
Exons: 1
Source: RefSeq, a predicted model, not a curated record